AUGAAACGGCGGAGGACUGACGGCUACGACUUGUCCGUGCAGCCUAGCACUCCCUCUACGCGACAACUAGUGCUUGAAGAGAUAGACCUUGAAUUGGGCUUGAGGCAACGCUUGUCAGAGACGGUACGCUCCCGGCUCACAUGGGCAUUACUUCUCCAAGAAGCUCUCGAGAACAAUUUGCAAGGAACCAACGAUACAGGCUUUCAAGACGCCGCUCUUGACACUCUGCAAGUCUUGGAGAAACCAUGUAACAUCCUCCUCGAGAGAGAUAUCACAAUCUUCGAGAAGCCUGUGCCACUCUUGUCCUUGUCGCAGCCCUCGACAGCCCUCGGCACUCCAGAGGCGCCAUCUACGCCUCAGUUUUCAGCCCGCAAUAGUAGCUCUCGUAUCCGUGGUCUUCCCCGUGCACCCCUACAGCCCGCAAGGAAGCUCCUCUACUUGCGAAACACUAGCACCGACCCUCCCGCCAUUGCCAAACUCGCGUGCCCUGACUGUGCCCGCUCCGACUUCUCGAACCUCCAAGGCCUGCUGAACCACUGCCGCCUUCGUCACGGCCGCGAGUAUGGAAGUCACGACGAAUGCAUGCAAAGCUGUGCGAUCCUCGUCCCCGACGAGGAACGCGACACCGUCGUAGCGACCGGGACCGAAGUCGGUGGAAUCAGCUUGCCAAGUCUGCGUCGCCUGUUCGAGAUCGCGGUGGGUGCGGGGGACAAGGUUCUGAUCCCAGGCAUACGACCACGUGAAGAGAAAUCCGCUGCAGCGACGAGAGAGGCCUUAAGCGAGACGCAAGACCAAAUACAGAGCACACAUGUCACUCGUACGCUCGGCCAUCACAAGGACACGCCUGCGCUAGCGCCCUUCCUUGGGAGAGCCCCAAAGAGGCGCACCGUCAAUGUUUAUGACGACCCCGCCACGAUAGUUGACAUUGUGUCUGUAAAUGACAGGCCCACCGAUAACACGGAACAAGCCAAGCGCAGGUGGCGCAUGCCAUAUCGUCAUCGCAAUAUAGCUCGUCCAGAGCUAGAUGAAGUACCACCUGAUCUCCCAGAGGGGACCCCUCAGUCCGAGAACAGCGGGCCGCAGAAAGGUUUUGCCCAAGCAUCCGUGUCUGCCGUGCCAAACGUUGCAAGUAGUCGAUUCCACAUCGUCGCUCGCGUCAAAGUCGCAGAUCAUAGUCUCUGGUUAUCUCAAGAACGGCGUCCGGUCGCUCUUCCAGAGUACACUCACCGAUGGCGCUUGUCUGUAUCCUCUCCAUCGUACAGCCUUCACAUCACGACCUUCCUCGCAAAAUUAACGGUUACCUGUCUCACGGAUCCGCCGCCCGCGCCACUCGCCGAGCCAAUCGUCGUCACCGCGCCUCCCUUUAUCGCAACAGGCGCGACCGACCGGCCAUUCCUCGCACGGCUCACGUUCACAUGGGUGGGAAAUCAGAAUGCGCCUAUGGAUGUCGAUCACUGGGUCGAGCUGGAUCCGCUGCGCCUCGCGCAUGCCGUCCUCGGGGACGAGCAGGUGUUCGACGUCGAGCUCGAUAGGAACACAGAGUUACUGCCCUUGCGCGGAGACACGCGGAAGGUGGGCUGGCACGAUGACGACCACGAGCACUCUACGUCCACUUUAAGGGCGCUAGGGUGUGACAAAUCUAUGGGGAGGGAAGAUGGAACGGGGGACACCGCUGCCGAUUCUGGGUAUGAGGCCACUUUGCGAGCGCUGCUCUCACAGGUUCCUAUCACGGCUAAGGGUGCGCUUUACAAGGUUUGGGAGCGCACUGACGUACUGAGCGAGAGUUCAGAUGUGAAAGCCCGCGCCGCGCCACAGGCGCCUCUGAUGCUUGUGCCCUCGCGGGCGCAAUGGAAGAACACGGUUCUUGGGCGGCGCAAGGCAGUUGAGAUGAGCCGCGCCCGCGCAUUGCGGGAGGCGUACGAGCGACACGUCGUGUUGGUUCAUGACAAGAGCGCACACCCUCCUCUGACCACAGCAGACAUCUAUCGGUGGAUGGUAGACAAUGACGUUUUCCCUCGUCUCAGGGACAGGGCUGAACAUCGAGCGCGAGAGGCACCUACAGAGGGCGCAGUGCAAAUACGGCCGAAGGGGGAUUCUUAUUGCCACUUCUGUGGUCUCAACUCGCAGGUGCAUCCCACCGGUGUCAAGACCGAAGAAACAGAACGGAAGGGGGUGCCUGCCAUUUUGGCUCCGUCAAACCGCAAAAACUUGUCGGCGUGUCUCACGUUCAAUGGGGGAGGUACAAGACUACCGGUCUUCGAUGUCAGACGUCUCCUGGAUCAGGCCUUGUCUCCGGGUUCGGUGCAAGAUAUGCCCUAUGGUGUUUCUAAGAAACUCUUGACAGCUUCGAAGUUGACUGCGAACUCUAACCCGGCGCCUGCCGCACUGCUAUCGAUUGCGCACCCACAAUUUGUCACUGCGAUCCGGUCAAUGACUGAAAGGUGGAACCUGGAACAUUGCGAGGCUCCUGUCCACGUCUUUGCGCGCAUACAGGACGGAUUGAUCGCGCGCACCGAACUGUCCCGUUCGCGUCAGGAGAUGGUCGAUCACCUGGCACCCUAUGCUCUAUUGGCAGCUGUCACAAAUUCGAUGAUCCGCUUAUUGGUGCGGAGUGGCGCGGAUGCUGUCGGACAAGACGAGGCGGCGCUGCGUUCCCUCCGCGGGCGACGCAAGGCGGGUAGCGGUCUAGGGGGUGCGCGGCGGGUGAUGACGCCAUCACAUGUUGUUCGAGGGCUGGUUGCGGGGGCGCAACGCGGGUCGGCGGAAGCUGCGGCCCUGUUGUGUGUUGCGCGGUUGGGGAUCGGAAAAGAUCACGCAAGGACUCAGGUGGCCGGCGCUGUCGGCAUUGGUAGCAAAGUAAAGAUGGAGGAAGAGGAUUUGGGUGUUCUGUAA
Messenger RNA from Postia placenta MAD-698-R-SB12, 2892 nucleotides. RefSeq lists its product as hypothetical. The record is from RefSeq and is a predicted model, not a curated record. The transcript has 9 exons. NCBI's taxonomy places the organism in Eukaryota, Fungi, Basidiomycota, Agaricomycetes, Polyporales, Adustoporiaceae. Gene Ontology annotation, biological process: regulation of DNA-templated transcription. Bases 1 to 2892 code for a protein of 963 amino acids.